This is a messenger RNA of Trichoderma gamsii, 654 nucleotides long. RefSeq lists its product as hypothetical. The record is from RefSeq and is a predicted model, not a curated record. The coding region runs from base 1 to 654 and encodes 217 amino acids. Gene Ontology annotation, biological process: copper ion transmembrane transport. NCBI's taxonomy places the organism in Eukaryota, Fungi, Ascomycota, Sordariomycetes, Hypocreales, Hypocreaceae. Gene Ontology annotation, cellular component: membrane. The transcript is spliced from 3 exons. Gene Ontology annotation, molecular function: copper ion transmembrane transporter activity.
AUGAAUAUGCCCUCUGGCACCACCAUAGCCGGCUCCAGCCCCACUGGCAGCGCCAUGAACAGCUCCAUGGGCGACAUGGGCGACAUGAUGGGCAUGGGAGGCAGCACAUGCCAGAUUUCCAUGCUCUGGAACUGGAACGUCAUUGACGCCUGCUUCAUCUCUGAGUCCUGGCAGAUCAAGUCCAAGGGCAUGUUCGCCGGUUCUUGCAUCGGCGUCAUCCUCCUCGUCAUGGCCCUCGAGUUCCUCCGCCGCCUGUCCAAGGAGUACGACCGCUUCAUCGUCAAGCAGCACGCCGCCAAGUUCCAGGAAUCGUCUGCUCCCACCACCGCUGCAGCCAAGCCCACUGCCCCAGCCGAUGCCACCAAGGCGGGCCUCGAGUCCGUCAACAGCCGCGAGCUGUCUUGCCCUGUCCGCGCCGCCAUGCCUCCCUUCCGCCCAAGCGUGUUCCAGCAGGCAGUCCGUGCGUUGAUACACAUGGUUCAGUUUGCUGUCGCGUACUUUGUCAUGCUGCUGGCCAUGUACUACAACGGCUACUUUAUCAUCUGCAUCUUCAUCGGUGCCUAUCUUGGCUCCUUCAUCUUUCAGUGGGAGACUCUGAGUGUCGGCCCGCAGCAAACCAGUGCUGCCAACGAGGCUACCGUCUGCUGCGGUUAG